Molecule: messenger RNA, 2859 nt
Organism: Parnassius apollo (apollo)
Lineage: Eukaryota; Metazoa; Arthropoda; Insecta; Lepidoptera; Papilionidae
Source: the annotation of a GenBank genome assembly
GACGAAUUUUGGAUGGCGCCGUACAAGGCAGAAUCAACGCACUCACAGAUAGUACUAAUGAGUGGUGCGGGUACCACACAUCAUAGAAGCAACGAUGCCACCACUGCCAUUUAUCUGAACGUGGGCUGCGGGGACAAGCUGUGGGCGCGGCACAAGGUGCUGGUGGCAGGACUGCGCGAGCAGGCGCGCGACGGCACGCUGGCGCACCUGCUGCGCCUGCCCGUGCUGGGCUGGCGCCUGCUGGCCGCGCGCCGCGCACGCCCUCGCCCGCGCCCCGCGCCCCGCCCCCUGCCACGCCACAAGAGACAGUCUUCACUGGACUCGGGCUCGGGGGCAUACGACAAUUACGACGGCGAGGAUGACGUGGCCGACUACAGCGGCGACUAUGACGACGAAGAUGAUAACGAAGAUGACUUCAAUAUCGACUCAUUGCCAGACUCAGUAAUGAAUAAAGUGAAGAUAACGCCGUACACUGAAUCAGUAUCGGAAGCUAGCGAUGUAAAUCAUGGCUUAGAGUCAGGCGUCGUGGAAUCACGAAAACUGGGCCAUUCCCCAGUCAUCAUUUCACCUGAAGACAUCGCAACUACAACCGAAACUGAGAUGCAAACUGUAAUAAUACGGGCUUCCAACGAAGUCCCUUCGAUGUCGUCCGAAGUGCCAACCUCACCGUCAACGUCACCGUCGCCGUCCUCCUUCGAAACUAUUCAGACAGAGGCAACGACACCGACGACUUCUUCCACGACGGAGUCAACGACGACAUCCACUACUACGACGAGCACAACGACGACGACAGUGCCAACAACAAUCGCAACGUCGCCGACAGCGUCAUCUACAGUCACCACACCGUCGACCACGCCUAGUACCACGCCCACAACUACUCCGACUUCCGAAACAACACUGCAGGAGGUCACAAAACAGGAUAUGCCGUUCUCGUCGGAGCGCAGCAGUACUAUAAUCGGACGCACGACAGAAACCGUGACGUUCGCGAUGCCCGUCAACCAGCCGCCUACGCUCAAGUACCACAUGAAGAAAUUAGCGAUUACGGCCGGAAAAGCUUUCAGAUACAUCAUCCCGGCUGACCUGUUCACCGAUCCAGAGGAAGGCACCAAUCUGACAUUCACAAUGUACGAUUCCGAAAAUGUGCCACUCAGCAGGAACUCUUGGAUCCAGUUCAUUCCUACCAAACGUGAAGUCUACGGAUUACCUCUCGAGUCGCACGUGUCUCGCUGGAACUUCAUAGUGGAAGCUCAGGAUAGCGAAGGUCUGGUAGCACGAGGACCUCUCGAUAUCACAGUGCAGCAACACAAGAGCGCGCGUACCAUCAACCACCAGUUCAUCAUGCAAUUCAAACUGGUCAAUGACUACACCAACGCGAUAGAUUGGCAGAUAAGGGCGCUGGAAGGCAUCGUCAACCUGUUCAGGGACACCGACAUGGACCACUUGACAGUGUUAAAUGCUACCACCGACGGAGAUAUGUGUGAAUACGUGUGGACCAAUGACACGCUGCCGAAGGAUCCGUCGUGUCCAAUGGACGACAUUAAUAGGCUCAUGAAGAUAAUGGAAUCGGAGUCGGAAGCGGGCAGUCCGUCGGCAGCGUUGGCGCGCGCCAUGUCGCCCGAUCUGAAGGUGGCGGCCGUGCGAUGGCGCGGCGCCGGGCCCUGCGCCGCGCCGCCCGCAGCCCGCCCACCGCACGACACCUACCCGCCCGUCAGGCGCAACCAAGUGGACCACCUCACCGCCACCGUGGGACAACUGCUCGUGUAUAAGGUGCCCGAGGACACGUUCUUCGACCCGGAGGACGGCGGCACGCGGCAGCUGGCACUGACGCUGGUGCGCGGCGACCGUGCGCCGCUGCCCCCCGCGCACUGGCUGCAGUUCGACGCCCGCAACCAGGAGUUCUAUGGGCUGCCCGCACCCGCCGACGAAGGCACCAUGCACUACCAACUCAUCGCUGAAGACUCAAGCAAGAAGAGUGCAUACGAUAGCCUCAUAGUUGAAGUAGUAAAGGCGCCAGCAAUUAGGCCAACGGUGGAGUUCCACAUGACACUGGACUACCCGUACUCUAACCUGGCCAACAGCGCUAACAACAAACGCAAGGUUGUCGAGAAACUGGCAGCAUUGUUCGGCCAGAAGGAGACUGAUAAUAUAAGAAUACAAAGCAUCACGGACAAACCUACCACUAUCAUCUGGUACAACACCAGCCUACCGAUGGACAGGUGUCCCAAAAAAGAGAUUGAAGAGCUGCGGAAUAUGAUAAUCGUCGAUGAAAGGGGCUCAAUGGGUGGCAAUCUUCGGGAGAGAGUCGACCAUAUUUUCGAUAAGGACUUCAAAGUGAUGUCCAUAGGAUUGAUAUCGAUGGGUCUGUGUGCUGAGCAAGGCACAAAAACGCCCAAAGUUGGUCUGGUGCCAGUUAACGCCGGAACGAAUUUACAGAACAGUAAAACCAGUAACGCUGCCGAUCCGGAGUACUCGGACUAUUUAGUGACGUUCGUCAUCCCCGCUAUUGUUAUCGUUUGCAUGAUAAUGGUGGCCGGAGUUAUUGCGUGUGUGCUUUAUAAGCGGCGACGUACAGGUAAAAUGAGCGUGGGCGAUGAAGAAGAACGCCAAGCGUUCCGCUCCAAGGGAAUCCCCGUCAUAUUCCAAGACGAGUUAGAAGAGAGAGCUGACGCAGAACCAGUUCACAAGAGUCCAGUUAUCAUGCGCGAGGAAAAGCCGCCCUUGUUGCCACCAGCACCGGAGUACAGAUCUGGGGAGGACGCUCCCUACCGCCCUCCGCCACCAUUCGCCGCAUCCCGCACACCCCCUAGACCUAAGGCAACCCCCACGUACAGGAAACCGCCCCCAUACGUUCCGCCUUAA